Linum trigynum is the source of this 3469-nucleotide messenger RNA. NCBI's taxonomy places the organism in Eukaryota, Viridiplantae, Streptophyta, Magnoliopsida, Malpighiales, Linaceae. The record is from the annotation of a GenBank genome assembly.
AGUAUGCUCCAGAUUCUCAUUACCGUUGAUCUAAUCUAACGGUGUUUAUUAAAUCUAUUUUAAUUAUUUAUUAUUUACAAUUUUAAAAUAAUUAGUCGAUACCAACACAUUUUUAUACGUGCUCUUUAGUCCCUACACAAAUUUUUCACAUAUUUUUUCAUUAACGUACCAAAUUUUCUUCUAAUAAUAACUUGAACACCCAAAUUUUCUGAUUGUAUCUCCAUCAAGUCACGUUUAAUUUCUACCAAAGCUGGUAGAUCUAUCCCCAGAGCAAUUUUAUCGUUUCAACACCAAAUCCCCCUUUCCCAUUUGCCCUUUAUCGUGAGUGACGAACCCUAUCUUCUCAUCCAUAACUAUCGAAUCAGUUCUCCUCCCAAGCCCUCUCCAAUCGCUAAAUUUUUUGCGCUUCCCGUCGCUAUCUACGGAUUAAGGAAGUGAUCGAUUAGUUCUGUUCGAGGAUUGAGGGAUUGAAUCGCGGGCUUGAGAGGUGGAUGAGGAAGGACUGAUCGGAAAAUAAAUUUUACGGUCUGAACGUUUCCAGACGAAAUCACAGACUCGAUAGCUGGGGGAAGGGCUGGAUGGCGAAGAAACUCCAUACUUGUAAUGUCUUAAACAAAAUCGAUGGAGAUAGCGGUGGAGAGGCGACGUCGAACAGUUGGAAGGGGAAUCGGAAAUAGCAGAUGGAGAAGCUAAAUCGGUAACCGCCUGUGUCUCCAUCGAUGAUCUUUUCGUUUGUUGUUUUCACAAGCUUCGUGUCUCAUCUGAAUUCGCGGGAAUUCGAGUGUCUUCCUCUCGUACUGGGUUCGAAGUUUGAAGAUCAUUGGGUAAUAUACAGAUUUGGGGUUUCUUGAUUUGAGGGGAAGAGAGAAAGGGAGAUGAGAUGAGAGGGGGAUUAAGCUAUUGGGGCGUGGGGUUUAAGGAGGAGAGACAAUGAACGGAGGUUCAUUGAGGAUCCGCUCAGGGAGUUAUGGUUCAUUGGACAAACCGCAGCAACUACAACAACAACAGAACGGUGGUAGCAAUCAUCUCUUGCCAAUUCAAUCGAAAGUUCGGACUAAGCCUGCUAAGAUGUUCAAGGAGAAGGAUAGGUUCUUUCAUUGGACCCGCAAGUCCGUCGGCCGGAGGAAGGUUGGAAUGCUGAUGCUCUGCGUAAUCUCUGCCGCAGUUUUUUUCUGGGUUUUGUAUGUAGGAAAAGGUUUGUUAUACUCUCUCCAUCUACUCCAUUAAUUUGAUCAUUCAUCCCCCCUUUUGCUUGUUUGAGUGAUUUGUGCUUUGAACAUGGACUCUCUGGAGCUUUUGCCUUAGUAUUAGAACAAUGCUAUUAUCUAGGGGUUGAAAAGAGAUACUCUAUUAGAUAGUUUUUUUUUGGAAAUGUUGCUCAAUUUAGAUUGUUGGUGGAUUCAGAUUGUGAUAAUAUUCAUGAGACAUAGGUCGUUUCAUGGUAGUUGCACUUCUCUCGUCAGGAGGUUGUUUAAAACUGGUGUGGAGGGUAUUUGUCAGUGAUGGGUCUUGAACAGCUUGUAUCGUACUGCAUUUUCUCGACUGGUGAUGCAAGCUUGUAUCGUAGUUAGCGACAGAAUUGUGCUCUUGCUGUAGCUUUAUUCACAUUUCCAGUAAAAUUAUGGCAUGUUUUUCAGGUGAAGAUGCACAGGAAAAUGACCAGGUCCCAAACAUGAGUAUCAGUCCGAACAUAAGUGCCACUGUCCGCAAAUAGAACACAACGACUUUGGUUUUCCCACCUCCCCCUCCUUCACAUUUUUUGGGCUACUCUCUACCUCCUGGGCAUCCAUGCAAUACUUUCACUCUGCCUCCUCCCCCAGCAGACAGGAAAAGAACUGGACCAAGACUCAAUUUGGUGGAGGCACGUUAUCUGUCGGCAAGGCUGACUGCUCACCAACUAGAAAGGAAAGCUUUUCACUCAUAUGUUAUGUCAAAGUUCUGCCGAAGAACAUGGAUCGAAAAGUCGGGGACAAGAGGGUGGCGGAAGAUAUGGCUAUUGAAAAAAGCCCAAAGAUCAAUAACAUCCUUAUAGGAAAUUCUUCACGACACAAGAACCUUACAAGGAGGAGGCUUGAGUUUAGAGAUGGCGAUGCGACACCAAUUUCUGAUAUCAUUAUCAUUGAUGAUGAUGAUGAUGAUGAGCUUGACUUGACAACCAAUUCUGAGGUCGUGAUGCAAUUUCCUAUCACCAGUAGCAUGCAGUUGACUUCAGAGGAGGUUGGACUGGCAUAUUGCAUCUUUGUGGAAGAUCUUGCUACUAAGAAGAUUCUAGUCGAGAAUGGUUCCCAGUCUUGUACUCGUAGCUCACUGUGGAGCUUGUUGCCUAACGAGUACCUAGAUGAUGAGUUCAUUUCAAUGUAUGCAUGCCAUCUCAACCAUUUUGUGCUGUAUGAGAAGCAACGUAGAAUUGAGGACAAGUUGUGCUUCCUACCUGCCGAUAUACAGGUGGGAGUAGAGAAGUAUGUCUAUACUGCUGACAGUGUAUUCAAUGAUUAUCGAUUCAGCUACUUGCGCAAUGCCUACGGAUGCAACAAGAUCUAUCUACCAUUGAAGGAUGGUAAGCAUUGGUACCUGGCCGUGGUAAUGAUGGAAUUAGAAGAAGUUCAUUUAGUCGACUCAGCACCUAGGGCAAACAACAAUGAGUUUCGUAGGAAGACCGUACGCCAUAUGAUGAAUGUUUUACAUGAUUUAUUCCUUAAGUUGUACUUUGAAUUGGGUACAACGAAGGCGCUGCCGAAAAUUCCUGCGUUUCAGCUGGUUAUUCCUGACGGGGUUCCUAUACAAGAAAACAAAUUUGAUGGUGGCAUGUGGGUUUGCUUAUGGAUGAGGUUCUCAAGUAACUUGGGAAGUUAUGAUGUCGGGCCUUGUGUCGAUGGGGAACGAAUUAGGCUUGCUCUGGACUUGGUUGGUGGGCCACAGAAUGCUAAGUUGGAGAAGAUGCUUCGACGUGCUCAUAAGCACUCGUCUAAAUGGAAGAACAUGAUCCUCAAAGAUAUGGCUGUCAUGCGUGGAGAUGCAUACCUUUAAGUUUUUUUUUUUUUUUCUUGUUUUAUCAGUUGAACUAGUUUAUUUAUUGUUUGAGAAUCCUUUCCGUUGAACUAGAGCUUGUUGUUCAUGCCUUCAGUUUUCCCAAGUUGAACUAGUUUAUUUAUUGUUUGAGAAUCCUUUCCGUUGAACUAGAGCUUGUUGUUCAUGCCUUCGGUUUUCCCAAGUUACGUGGCUAGACAUAUUUUACCUUGUUAGUCUUCUCUUAGUUUAAGGCAUUGUUGAGGCCCGUGUCUUCCUGUCUAUUACUUAACAAUGUGUCUUAGUUAUCAGAGUAGGUAUAAGAGUAUCAUAGACUAGAGCUUGUUUCUUGUUCAAUACUGCUAAACAAUGUCUUAGCUGCCACAGAAACAACAUCAAGAGCUAGUGCUAAAUUUCUUCAUUAUGACAUCAUGGACAAACGAAAUAAAAGUACAAAUGACUU